AUGUGCACUGCAAUCACCGCCGCUGCAGGGCCUGCCGCUACGACAAACACCGCAACGAUGGUCCUGGCGCAGCAACAGAACAUCACCGCUGAGGCGAAUCCCCAACCAGUGCAGGGUGCAAAUUUGGUCAGUGAGGCAGGCAACAACAACAACAACGGCAGCCACCGCCGAAGCAGCUCUCCAAGGUCGUCCAGCAUUAGGCGAUCACGGAACGGCUCCUCGAAUGGCAGCAAAAAAAUAGCCAGCAGCAGCAGCAAGGCGGCGGAGGGCGGCGGCUCAAAGAAGGCGAAACGAAUGAAGAAGUCGCCCUCGACCAUAUCGCCCAACUCCGACGAAAUUCGCAAUGAGGCGCUGGCCAUUGAGCGUGAGCACAGUGUAGGCGGCAAGUGUGGUCGAGCUGCCAUCAGCCGACCCACCUGUGCAAUGUGCGGCAGUUCGCUCUCCAAGUCCAUCAGCCAGGCGUCCACCUUCUCCAAUGUCAUCGUGGAGCGACCGAGCGACAGUGGCAGCGUCCAGACGACUGCCAGUGCUCAGGCGGCUUUGCAAG
Molecule: messenger RNA, 547 nt
Organism: Rhagoletis zephyria (snowberry fruit fly)
Lineage: Eukaryota; Metazoa; Arthropoda; Insecta; Diptera; Tephritidae
Source: RefSeq, a predicted model, not a curated record